CAGGUGGGGGGCAGGGGGAAGGGAGGGAAAAGAGCUCUGGUAUUUGAGUCCGGGCUGGAGGAGGAGGGCGAUGCCAAGCAUCUCCACCCUGGGGGGAGGCACUUCUUCGAGGGGAGGAGGAACGUUAGCUCCCUGGUUGCCCUGGCCUUCCUAGGAGGUCUGGGGUACAGCCAGGAGUCCCCACAUCUCAGCUAAGGGGAGGAGCUGCGAAUCCCUCACACUCUCCAAGAAGGAGGGUAUUGGGCGAGGGAGGGGGGACUUCGGCCGGGUCCCUUUGAAGCUGGAAACCUGAGCCCCGCCCCGCUGCAGGACACACCCCCCAUCCCCUAGGGCCUGUCUACAGCUCAUAAAGUGGGGCUCCUUCAUUGAGUGGACAGCUGCAAUAGAGGAUCGGACUUGGCGCACCUGAGAGGACAGGAGAGCCGGAUCCCUAGAGAGCCUUCGUCUCGGCUACGGCGCCCAGGCCACCCUCCGAGAAUAGAAAGAUGCGCUGCGCCCCGAGUACCGGAGCUGCGCUAGUGCUCUGCGCCGCCACGGCGGGGCUGCUGGGCGCCGCCGCUGCCAGCCGCGACGAGGGCAGCCCGGGGGCCCCCGAGCUCCGAAUGCCCCGCGCCGGGCCCGAUGCCAAGUAUGCCUCGUGGGACGAGGUGAACGUGAUCGCUCACGGGCUCCUGCAGCUCGGACACGGGCUUCGGGAGCACGUGGAGCGGACGCAGGGCCAGGUGAACGACAUCUACCGCCGUCUCCAAGCUCGCGAGCCAGCUUGCGAGGACCCUCUGCGCCGCGCGCGUCACAGCUCCGAGGACCCUGCCCAGCUGCAGAGCCCCGACGGGAGCCCCGUGGACGGGAGCGCCCAAGGCACUGCCAGCCGCGCGGAGCCGUCACGGGCGGCCCAACUGGAGACCGAACUCCAGCAGCUGGACGGGAAGGAUGGCCAGGGACUAGAGACCAGCACUGGGGGCGCCGCCUGGAGAGCUGUGCGCAGCCUGCAGACCCAGCUUCGGGCUCAGAACAGCAGAAUUGAAGAAUUGUUUCAGAAGGUGGCCCAGCAACAACAGCACCUGGAAAAGCAGAACUUGAAGAUUCAAACAUUGCAGAGCAAGCUCCAGGGCCUGGCUCCUUUACAGCUGGGGCAGAUACCACAAAGACCUAUGGGAAAGAAGAACACCCCAAAGAUGGCUCGACACAUUCGACCAGUCCCCAACAAUAGUGACAAGCCUAAGCUGCCCCAGGAUUGCCAUCAACUCUUUCUGGGUGGAGAACGCCAGAGUGGACUCUUCCAAAUUCAGCCCCAAGGCUCUUCACCUUUUCUGGUGAACUGUAAGAUGACACCAGAAGGUGGCUGGACAGUAAUUCAGAGACGCCUGAAUGGAUCAGUGGACUUUCAUCAACCCUGGGAGGCCUACAAGUCAGGCUUCGGAGACCCUAAUGGGGAGUUUUGGCUGGGUCUGGAGAAGGUACAUCACAUCACUGGAGACCGAGGAAGUCGCCUUGCUGUACAGCUAUUAGAUUGGGAGGGCAACGCCCAGUCUGUCCAAAUCCCCUUCCACUUGGGAGGAGAGGACACGGCCUACAGCCUGAAACUCACUGGGCCAGUGGCCGGAGAGCUGGGCCCAGCCACAGAGGAUGGACUCUCAUUACCCUUCUCUACUUGGGACCGUGAUCAUGACCUCAGGACAGACCUGAACUGUGCCAAGAACCUCUCCGGGGGCUGGUGGUUCAGUACUUGUGGCCAUUCCAACCUCAAUGGAAAGUAUUUUCACUCCCUUCCCCGGCAGCGGCACCAGAGGAAGCAGGGCAUCUUCUGGAAGACUUGGCGGGGACGCUACUACCCUCUACAGGCCACCACCAUGCUAAUCCAGCCCACAGAAAGUGCUACCUCCUAGCCUCAUUGAAGAGCUAACAGAAAGAAACCAUAGCUCAGUGGGCCAAAGACUCAACAUAAAUGCAAAAAGAGAACUCUCUCAUUCUUCCCUUUCUGAAUACCCGUGGUGAUAACAGGCUCCCUGGACAUAUGCCUGGGCCAGGGUCAGGACUGAAAAAGGUAUAAGGAAUAAGAGAGGAACCAGGCCAAACCUUGGAAUCUAGCCCUUCCAUCUUGAAGAGACACUGUUUACUCCUUUCUUCCCCUUUUUUAAUCCAUUGCCCUCUUAAGGGUAAACCUAUGGUACCAACAGUGCUCCUCAUCUAUCCUGUUACACAGAAGAGUUCUAUAUAUAAGUGAAAGGGAGGGGCUGGGUUCUCUGACCCUGGGGACUAGUGGGGAAGAAGCCCAAGUUGAGGGCUCAUGGCUGACUAGGAGUUUUGCCUAGCUGUCUUCAGUCAUAUUGACUGGACUGGGAUGAUGGGACCAAGAAAUGGGGGAUCUAGGAUGGUGACCCUAGAGUGUCUCCAUUUCAAAGCCCAGCCCUGAGGUCUACUGAGGGGUCAGGGUAAUUUGUAAAUAACUGCCUUGUAAAAGGAUUUAUUAUCUAUGGGUUUGUGGGGUCUGGCUGGGAUUACCAGGCCUCCUCAGAUGUGUUUGUAAUAAAAAGAAUGAAAGAA
Dromiciops gliroides (monito del monte) is the source of this 2544-nucleotide messenger RNA. It is a transcript of the gene ANGPTL4, whose product is annotated as angiopoietin like 4. The record is from RefSeq and is a predicted model, not a curated record. Bases 486 to 1886 code for a protein of 466 amino acids. The transcript has 7 exons. Gene Ontology annotation, molecular function: enzyme inhibitor activity. Lineage: Eukaryota; Metazoa; Chordata; Mammalia; Microbiotheria; Microbiotheriidae. Gene Ontology annotation, biological process: triglyceride homeostasis.